UAAAAAGAAGGCGCAGGGAGAGGGCGUGAGCCUGCAGGACACUGGGGGAGGCAGGCAGCGAGUGGUGCUGCCCAUCACAGAGCUGAACCUUGCUGGGGAUUUGGGGCUGGAAGAAGAGGAGGCAGGAAGAGAGGACAGGAUGCAACGGGGCAGGGAUGCUGCAUGUGAAUCUCCUUCUGCCUAAGGAGGACAGCAUCAUCCGAGGGGAAGGAGGAGAGCGGGGAGGACGUGACCAAGCUUGCACGGAGCCUGCUGAGCUCUGUAGGAGACUGCCAGGGACUCGCCUGGGAUCCGAGCAAAGUUCCCUGAGCUUGCUGAAGAGAGGGAAGGAGGCAUGUGAGAUCCUUCCUCUUCUAGCUGGGCUUCCCAGUCCCAGCUCCACCAGGGCUGGCCAUGGCUUUGUCAUCGCUAAAUGAAAGGUGAAGGGGAGCUCUCCGAGACCCCGGGCACCCUCUUUCUCCUUUGCCCGCCCUGGCACCACACUCCAGCUCAAGAAUUUCAAGGCAGCAAGAGACCAGUGCUUGCCUUCUCAAUACAGCACAUACCCAGUCAGGAUUGAGGUGGCCUCUGAGACUCAGUUCAACAUGUUCAGUGAAAAGAGCAGUGCAUCUUUGUCCCAGAAACCCAGCCAGAAAAAGACACGACCUCAGGGCCUCCCCUCCCCUGCUCUCUGCUGUGCAUGUGGACUUUGCAUCAUGCUAGCAGGGAUCAACAUCACUUUAGUGGGAGCAUUUGCCUUCGGGACUUUCCUCCCCGUGAACAACCCUCCCAUCAUCAUCGGACCUAUCUUGCUGGUGGUGGCCUUCACAUUCCUUGGUGCCUGCUGCAUCUGCAGCCGGAGGCCCCCAGCUCAUGGGGCCAGGAAAUCCAAACCAGGUUCUAACAUCGGGCUCAUCAAACCUGGGAACACAGCCUUUGAAAUUGAAACUAGUGAGCACACAGUGCAGGACACCACAGCUGUUCAGCUGAGCCCCACGAAUUCCCCUGUCUCCUCAAAAAAGUCCACACCAGUCCAUGAGAAUGCGAAGACUUGCAAGCUCUUCACUAUGGAAGGCAAUGGGCCAGUGGCCAAGUACACAACAGGAGGAGAGGCAAUACAACUCAACUUGCCCAGGGACCUGGCCGCAUCCUAAACCCAGGCAAAGUUUGUAUUAGCAGCCAGACAGAUGCUGCAAUGGAUGGGCUGGAAGCUGUUGUUCAGAGGUGUGGGGAAGGUGCUUGUAAAGAGGCAGCACACAGGCCUCUCUGAAUCAAUUUGAGGAAGGUGGAUGCAGUAGCAAGGAAAUUCCAGAUUUUUGCUGAAAGGAACAUGUCCAUCUCAUGGCUUUAAAAAGAAAAUUGCUAAUGAUGUUACUGAAACAGGAUGGCUCUCCGUUCCUGGGAAAAGACUGGCUUUUUGGGGGUACCAGAUUCAAUGAGGGGAAUGAAUUAAUUAAAGUAUAAGGUAGAAAUGUGAUGACUGGAGGAGGGGCUGUGCAAGGCUGACAAAUAACAGCUCUUUCGUUUCAGGAGUGAAGCAAUCCUUGAACCUAAUAGAAGCAGGAAUGCUGUAAAUUACAGCUUGCUGCCACUCAGUCAGAAGAUUUCAGCAUUUUGGUGCUGGGCUUUUUGGCAGCAGGGACAAAAUGUAUGUGUUUGCUAUUGAAAAAGUAGCGCAAACAAACAAUUUCCCCUCCUUUUAAAAGUCGUUGCCCCAGCUUGCCUUCAUUUGUGUGAUUGUACCACCUGUUAUAAGAGACAGUGAAUCACAAGCACUGCAUUUAGCACAGGUAUUUUCCUGUUGUCUUGAUCAGGUGGGGUUGUAGCAGGGCUGUUCAGUGCACUGUGUAUAUUGGAAGAUCAGCCAGGCUGAAUCCUUGGGGAAGGCUCCAAGAUCAGAAGUCCUGAGGGUUUGGGGAGAAGUAGAUGCAACCUCUUUUGCAUCUUUCUGUAGAACGCUGGCCUGGCCUGGCCUGGCCUGGCCUGGCCUGACGGGGUUACAAAUAACUGUACAGGCUUUAAUGUAAUUGUGUUGGAAGAUGGUGACUGUAUCUCCUUCCCUGAGGUGGCUGUGAGAUCCAUCACACGCAGUGGGUAACCAGUUGUGGAACUCCUUGCUGCAGGAAACUAGCUGCUAAGUAUUUUCAUAGACUUGCAAAGCAAUGGGACAAAUUCAUGGAAGAAUUUGCCAAGAGCUAUUCAAUGUAAAGACAUCACCUCUGCCUCAGAAAGACCCUGAGCUGGAAGCAGGGUAUUAAUCAGAAGAAUUACCACUACAAAAGUUUCUCCUCAGGCAGCCAUUGCUAGGAAGAAGGUGCUGUGCUAACGAGUCUUUGCCCUGACCUUAUAGGGGCAAUUCACCUAUUUUAUGAGAUGUGGAGCCAGUGUCAGAGGGAGGGACAGUAGUACUAGGCAGGAUUAGAAGGUGGAGGCGUAGCAGAAGGAGAAUGGAUUUGAAGUAGGAAGGGCUGCACAGGUUCUCCACAUAUUCCCAUGGUAAUCUGAAACAGGGCUCUUGGGGCUUUUGGGAACUAGGAAGUCAUAUGAAUGUGAGAAUGACCAUAUAAGAUCACCCCAGAGGCCUAUCUAACCCAGCAUCCUAUUUCUGAAAAGGCCAGGAGCAAGGUUUGGAGAGGAGCACAAGAACAGGGCAAACACAGGAUGUUGCUUGCCCAGAAUGCUCUCCCAGCCUCUGUCACAAUGUUCCUUAGGAGCCUCCUGAGCUGGAAGUGGUGCCUGUGUUUAGUAACUCUGAAUGGAUUUCUUCUUCAUGAAAUAAUUCAUUUGUCCUCAAACGUCUGUCAACUUUUAUCAUUUGUGAGCCUAUAGCAGGGAGUUUCACAGCUUAAUGAGAGGCUGUAAAGAUCCCUCUCCUUGGUUUAUUUUCAGCCUGCCUCCUGCUAGUUCCCUUUGAUGCCCCAAGUUCCCGGAUUAGAAGGGGCAGCAAGCAGCCCUUCCCUCCCUAUGCCACUUGGGAUUUCAGGGGCCUUUGUCACUUCUCCUUCAGUUAUCUCUUUUCUGGGUUACUUCAUGUCCCUUGUAGUGAGAGGAAGAUAAUGUUUCCCGGCUCAGCCAACCUCCUAUUCAGCUGAUCAUACUGCUUUGCUGAGUGGAUGUCCACACAGCCCCAAGGCUUUAGCCAGCAGAGAGAUGGGUGUGGAGAGACAAAGAAGGGCUGAAGGGAGAUGCCGGAGGAGAGGGAAACACUGUGAUGUGGUCAAGGCUCUCCUGGGCCACCAGCAGACCUCUCCACGGCCAAGCUGUGGCUGAGGAUAUGACUGGUGUGCUGGGUUAGGUGAUGGCAUGAAGGGUUACAGAGGAGCAGGAGGGAAGGGUUGUGGUGCUUUAUGGGCCAUGCGAGAGGUGUCCUGGCAGCUCCGGGGAGCUGCUGGGCAACUGCUGACUACUGCAUGAGCUCUGGGAAGGUAAGGUUGAAUAUUUCAUUCCGUGAUGAGAGGGAACCAAAGACUGGGUUAAUGUUGGCCCUCCUUGAACGCCCCAAUAAUUUGCUGUGUUGAACAGCUUCUACAUCAGGGAAUUACUUCAGUGUGAUUUUAGCAGGGCUGGCCUACUGCUUAGUAUGGGUAGAAGGGAAGCCCUGCAGAACAACAUAUGUGCGGGCCUGGGAAGAUGCAAGUCCAAGUCUUUGCUUUGCUACAGCCUUCUGGCCUUGGGCAAAUCAUCUAAUUGUACUGUAGCUCAGCUCUUUGUUCAGCAGAGAAAUACCUGCUCCCAACCCCACAGGGCUGCUUUAAAGAUAAACACGUUGCCAAGCAGCAGGUUUGGUAUUUGCACACCUGAAUCUGGAGACUGCCUGAAUGUGGAUGAGUCUGUAUGGUCUGACCUCUGCGUGAUCUUCUUUAGAACUCAUUUUCAUAGGCAAUCUCUGCUUCCAGAACCAGCUGCCCUUUGGCACAUGGGAAGUGCUGUACUGAGCAAAAGGCUCCCAUGAUUUUUGCCUGCUGGCAAUUGCUGUAGCAAUUAAACAGAAUACCUUGCUGAUUUUGGUUUGAUUCCCAGGUUGCCAGCUCACCAGUCUGCCUGGAAUAGCACACAACAAGCUGUAAGUCCUUUAGAGGCAUUGUCCGCAUGAAUAUUGUUACUGCAGCACUUUUCUUUGAGUACUUGGAGCCAACAAAUAAUCAAAUCAAGUGGUAACCAUACAACUCUCUCCUCUAUUCACUGGAUGCUUGAAAACCAAGCUUGACCUGUCUGGGGUGUGUAUGGGACUCACUCCUUGUCACAGCUGCACCACGGAACGCUAUUGGUGAUGGAUGAUACAAUGGUAGAUCCCAUACAAGCUAAAGGCAAAGCCCCCUUGGCAGGAAUGGGGGCAGAAGCAGGACUUUGAGGGCCAACUAGGAAUUUAGUGUGGUUCGAUUGUAUUGCAGCAUCGCAGACUGUCCCGCACAGGGAACCCUGCCACAGCUCUGGGACCUGGUGAAUCCUGUGCUGCACACCCAGGUCACCACAAAGCCAGUUUUGCUCUAGGAGCUGAUUCCCUUGGGAUGCAAGAGAUGACAGCCAGCAGGGAUGGCACCUGGAUGAGCAGAGGUGUAGGACCAGCGAGAUGAGGAGCGCCUGGUGCGGCAGGCCUGUAUGCCAAGCCGUGACCCCACCUGCCUAUCCACACAGGGAGGCGGACAGGGGAACAUCUGCUACCUUCGGAAGCAUGAAUGCCCUGCUUUUCCCUUUUUCUGUCUUUUGGGAUUUCCAUGUCUGUCUGUCUGUCUGCCUCUGUGAUUGACCGUGACUAAUGUUGUGAAUCUUGUGCUUCCUUCUUGUGUAACAGGAGAUAAGGAGAGUUUCUUGUGUUUCAAGUGAGCAUUUCUGGUGUGAAAGUUAUUUUUCUAAUUACUAUUUAAAUGUGUGCAAUGUGAAGUUUGGAAAAGGCAGACCCAUUAAAAAAAUUGCACUUAGUAA
This is a messenger RNA of Dromaius novaehollandiae (emu), 4902 nucleotides long. RefSeq names its product transmembrane protein 275 (gene TMEM275). The transcript is spliced from 2 exons. The coding region runs from base 585 to 1133 and encodes 182 amino acids. The record is from RefSeq and is a predicted model, not a curated record. NCBI's taxonomy places the organism in Eukaryota, Metazoa, Chordata, Aves, Casuariiformes, Dromaiidae.